AUUUCCUUAAACCUUUUCCUCCUUUUUCCUCCCUCCUCUUCUCGCAGACAGACAUAUACACACACUCUCUCUCCUUCUCCUUCUUUCUCAUUGUUUAAAAAACCUAAAAUAAGCUACUUGCUACAAAAAAAAGAUAAUGACUUCUCCUCAGCCAACCGAAAACUUACCCCGAUCCCGACCUUCUUCUAUUCGAAGAGUACGUAGAAACAAGGACUCAGCUACUGCUGGCAGCUUGCCUAACUCUCGUCCUUCAUCCCGUCCUUCAUCUCGUCCUUCUUCACGUCCUGCUUCUCGUCCUGUAUCUCCUACAGGCAUUAACUAUAUUGAGGACACAGAUCAAAUUAUUCCUACAGCUAUUGUGAUUAAAAACAUUCCGUUUUCUGUAAAAAAGGAUGCUCUUUUGGCUAAAUUGGCCGCUAUGGAUGUACCCACUGCUUAUGCUUUCAACUACCAUUUUGACAAUGGUGUUUUUCGUGGUCUUGCAUUUGCCAAUUAUCGUACACCAGAAGAAGCAGAAAUUGUGGUCGAUACUGUAAAUGGUCUUGAAAUAGGGGGCAGAAAAUUACGUGUCGAAUACAAAAAGAUGUUGCCUAAUAUGAACGAUAACGAUAAUACGAAAAAGAAGGAGAGAGAACCCCUAUCAUCACAACCUGCUUCUCCAAUGCUAACGGAGCGCAAGUUGCCUAGCAACCCAGAUGAAGAUACCCUGGAUUUGAAUGAUCCCAAUGUAUUGGAAUUAUACAGCUAUCUUUUACUUUUCCGUGGUGAUCCAAACAAUACGGAAACAGCUCUACCAAAGACACUUUCUGCUAAAGAACGUAGGGAUGCUCAUUUGAUUGCAGAUCGUCUUGGUCUUGCUCAUUAUUCUGAAGGUUUUGGUGCAGAUAGACAAGUGAUUAUUCAAAAAAGAGGAUCUACACCUGCACCCAUCGUGAGACUUCAAAACAAGGGUUCUCGAGCCAGUUUAAGAUCAAGUUCAAGCCGUGAACGUCUAAAUAUGAUGUCUAGUAGCAACAGUAAUGAAACGAAGCGGGACACGUAUCGCAAAUCCAUGAUGAGCACAAGUACAACUGCUGAAUUCCUUGCCACAGGCAAUAUUUAUCCUAUUCGUCAACCUAAAGGACCUGAACCUGGCAAGAACUUUGCUUCCCGCAAUAAGACAAUUGACGAGCAAUUGGCUGAUAGUUUAGCUCGUCAGCAAUUAACACAUGUUGGCGCUUAAUAAAGAAAUUAAUUUUAGCCAAUAAUUUCAUUAUCACUGUUUCU
Molecule: messenger RNA, 1266 nt
Organism: Gilbertella persicaria
Lineage: Eukaryota; Fungi; Mucoromycota; Mucoromycetes; Mucorales; Choanephoraceae
Exons: 6
Coding region: 137-1222 (361 amino acids)
Cellular component (GO): nucleus; cytoplasm
Molecular function (GO): mRNA binding
Source: RefSeq, a predicted model, not a curated record